CACAAAUCAUGGAGAAGUUUGGCAUGAACUUUGGAGGUGGCCCGAGUAAAAAAGAUCUUCUGGAGACUAUCGAAUCACAGAAAAAGCAGCUUCUUCAGUACCAGGUUCGGCUGAAGGAUGUCGUCAGAGCCUACAAGAGCCUACUCAAAGAGAAGGAGGCGUUGGAAGCCAGCUUGAAAGUGUUGUCCGUGUCUCAUGAGGCAGAUGUUGGCUUGAGCAGUGCUCAGCCUGCGUCUGUGGCUAGCUCCAGUUCUUCCUUUGCCGAUUCUGCUGAUGACAGGAGCUCAGUUCACAGCGAAGAUAGCGUGGGGACAGCUACCAGUGCAGACACUGCUGCCAGUCUGGCCAGUACCAAGGGUGAGCCAGGGCCUGAGGAUGAUAAGCCCACGGCCGCCGCUUCCUCUCUUAAAUCAGAAGAGACGAGCGGUUCAGAGAGUGGCAUCAGCACGAGCAGUGGGGAUGUGUCAUCUGCUGCUGGUGAGGCUGAUAAAAGAGUGCUCCAGCUGAAGACCCAGCUGGCCACUUUGACCAGUGCUCUGUCAACAGUCACGCAGGAGAAGUCCCGCAUGGAAGCCUCAUACCAAGCAGACAAGAAGAAGAUGAAGCAGGACCUGGAUGAUGCCAUUAAGAAAGCAGAGGACGAGACCAAGAAGUUGGAGACAGAGCUGAAGUCUGUCCAGGAACAGCUAGCCGAGACCAAAGCCCGUCUGAUCACGCAGCAGCACGACCGAGCCCAGGAACAGAGCGACCAUGCUGUUAUGCUGCGAGAGCUACAGAAGCUGCUGCAGAGCGAGAGGACUCUGCGCCAGGAUGCAGAGCUGAAGCUGGAGGAGACCAGGGAGGUGUUGGCCGGGAGGGUGUGUAUGGCUGACCGUGCCGAGGGGUAUGAGCAGCAGAUCAAGCAGCUGAGCCAGGAGGUAGAAGACUUGAAGAGAGAGCUGCAAGCUGUUCAGGAGGAGAACAACAAGCCAGACCCCCGGAUACAGGAUCUGCAGGAGGAGAUGGCCAGCCUUAAGAACCACUUCCAAGUGCAGCUGUUACAAGAGAUGAAGAAGACUGCACAGGCAGAGGAGCAGCUCCGCCAGCACGCCCAGAUGGAGGAGCAGCGAGUGGCUGACUUGGAGGGCCAAGUCUCCGAAGUGUCAGAACUACUUGGGACUUAUGAAAAAGCCAAGCAGAAAGACCAAGUGAUCAUUCAGAAGCUAAAGGACCGCAUUGUACAGUUGGACCUGGAGAACAAAACCCUGGCCAUCGCUGCCUCCAGCCGGUCGCCUGUUGAUAUUCACAUAGAAGAAGCCAAUCUUGAUGUUAAUGUUCUAAAGGAUAAAAUGGAGAAGCUGAAAAAGCUCUUGCAGGCAGCAGCUAAGAAGAGUCAACCCGCUCUGGACAUCGAGAAGCUGUGUGAGCUGGAGCUGCCAAAGGGCACUGAGGCUGGGGACGGUGAGAAGGCCACUGCUUUGUACUAUCAGCAGGAGCUGAAGCAGCUGAAGGAAGAGUUUGAAAGGUACAAGAUGAGGGCACAAGUGGUUCUCAAGAACAAGUCGGCCAAAGACGGCAAUCUGGCUAAAGAACUGGAAGAAGCUCAAGAGCAGCUGGCUGACCUGAAAGAGAAAUACGUGGUGCUUCAGCUGUCCUCUGAUGAAAUGGAGAAGCAGCACCAGCAAGACAUGGAAGCCAAGAAGCAAGAGUUGUCCCAGCUGCAGCAAAUUCACAGGCAGGAAUUAGAGCGAUGCCAGCUGGACUACAGGGAACGGGCGCUGAAGCUGGAGGAGGAGAUGCACAAACAGCGGGACCGAGCCCUGGCGGUGCUGGCAGAAAAGGACCAAGAGCUGGAGCAGCUGAGAGCUGUCACGUUGCCUUACGGGCUUCAAGGAUCCAAAAACUACCUAGUGUCAGGGACUGACAUUACUAGCAAUGACUCACCAGGUAACAAUUCCUCAGAGAUUCUCCCCCAGGCUCUUCAUCUCUCCACCACCAGUGAGCCUACCUUCUUCUUGUAUGCAGAGCAGCUGGCUCGCAAAGAAGUGGAAAUUGUAGCGCUGAGGAAGCAGAAGCACAAGCUGGAAGUGCAAGUUCACCAGCUCCAGGAAAAAAUCUUGGUUGAGGAGGAGAAGCACCGGGAGGAGAUAUCCGCACUUCAAAGUGAAAUUGAGAAGAACUUCAGAGAUAAGAGCAGAGAGGGAGCCAACCUGGAAUACCUCAAGAACAUUGUCUAUAGAUUUUUGACGCUGCCAGAUUCUCUUGGUCGCCAGCAGACUCUAACUGCCAUAUUGACUAUUCUGCAUUUCAGCCCAGAAGAAAAGCAAACUAUUACAAAACAGUCAGCUUACAGCAGCUGGUGGCUUUCUGGGAAGAGAUGAGAUGGUAGCUUUUAUUCCUAACUGCUUUUGCAUAGUAACACUUUUCUGAUUAUUAACUAAGACCACUUCACUUGUGGUGUAACCUCUUUCCAACCAUCUGAUGGAGCAGGGAGCUUUCAGCAAAGAAUUGGGCUUAAACUAGUGCUCUUAGCAUUAAUUUAAAGCAGAAUUGUGCCAACUAUUCCAGUAGGAAUACAGUGCUCUCUUGCUCUCUGAUGUGAGAAUUUGCUCUGAGUUGGAACUUGAUUUAA
Haliaeetus leucocephalus (bald eagle) is the source of this 2611-nucleotide messenger RNA. It is a transcript of the gene GCC1, whose product is annotated as GRIP and coiled-coil domain containing 1. The transcript has 2 exons. Gene Ontology annotation, cellular component: Golgi apparatus. Lineage: Eukaryota; Metazoa; Chordata; Aves; Accipitriformes; Accipitridae. The record is from RefSeq and is a predicted model, not a curated record. The coding region runs from base 9 to 2360 and encodes 783 amino acids.